AUGCCCGACUAUGAAUUUGAGGACGAGCAGGACCUCUGCGAAUUUUUUAUGCGAGGCUCCUGCAAAUUUCCUGAAAAUCGUUGUGGACUGCAUGAGCAGCGGCUCAAACCUGGUUUGCUUCGAUACGUCGAUUGGCAAGCUUCCACUGAGGAGCGCCAGUCUUGUAUGCGAUGCAUGGAGAGACAAUUGGUCUGCGACAAAUCAAGUCGCGCGAACACCAUCGACGACCCCUGCUCGGAAUGCCGUCACUAUGGUGGUCUCGGAUGUUCGUGUCUGCUCGCCGAUCUCAGUCUCAACGACGUGCUCUGGCGCAAGAUGAUCAGUCGCAAGGCGCAAGGCUACACUCUCCCGGAGCUUAAGCCUCGAUCGCAGAGGGCUCAAAGGAAGGGUCCGCUCAACCAGCGCAUGCCCGAUGCUCGCGUGGUGCUCGGCUGGCAGGGCCUUAGUGUUGAAGACCUCGAGCGACAACCGCAUCUGCUGCCUGAUGGUCGCAUUCGCGCCAGACCACGCGCAUAUCUGACGCCACCCCCGCAGAAGAGCAUAGAGCAACGGGAGGAUUUCCGUGGAACCAAGGUGGUCGUUUCGGGACACCAGCGUAGCAUUUCCGAUGCCUUUGCUCCGUUUACGUCUGCCCCUUCGCUUUCCGACUCAAUGCCAGCUGCAAACUUUCCGACUCCGCUGCCGGCACCUAGCUUCGCGCGCCCAGUCCACGCUCAGUAUGGCAAAGCCAGUGGUUACUUCUACGACUACAAUACUGGUCGCGGUACGGUGUACUUCCCGACUUCAGCUCUGCACCCCCAAGGCGUGCUGGUGACCAUGCUAGCCAUGCAGGUCAGUGCACCUGGUAGCGGGGCGCCUGCAGGUAUACGAACUUCUGGUCAACAGGUCUACGGACCCCCUGCUCGUCGGCAGUAUCUAUUGCCGGACCGCAGCAACAACCUCGAAGGGUCGCCGUCUUUCGCGACCUCCGGAUUUCUGGCGCGCAAAAAGCGACGGACGCAGCUGAGCUUGUCGGCCGCAAUAGCAGAGCUAGAUAUUGCGCCGCCCGCUCGGUCAGCGCGAGAGCGUGGCAACAAAUUCAGUGUCUUGACAGCUGCUGCUCUCGACGACGCCGAUCCUCCUAUGGCAGAGUCUGGGCAGGAUACGUAUGUGGACAGUGACGAUGAGAUGGAGAAUGUUGUUGCACCGCAGGAGACGCAAGUGCUGGUACCCGCUGCGCCGUCGGAGAUGGUGGCAGAAGCAUUAGUCGGGACUUUUGUAGUAACACCAGACAGCGCUUUCGAGGAGGAUAUUGUGCCGGCUGGUGCCGUAGGCGAUGAAGGGCGUCCUGCGUACCCUGUGCCUCACGCGAACACGUUCGAGGAAAGCGACGAGGAGGAGUAA
Messenger RNA from Recurvomyces mirabilis, 1383 nucleotides. RefSeq lists its product as uncharacterized. The coding region runs from base 1 to 1383 and encodes 460 amino acids. The record is from RefSeq and is a predicted model, not a curated record. The transcript is spliced from 4 exons. NCBI's taxonomy places the organism in Eukaryota, Fungi, Ascomycota, Dothideomycetes, Mycosphaerellales, Teratosphaeriaceae.